AUGGGGGCCACAGGAACAGGAAAAUCUCAUCUCUGUGUCAACCUUGCCACCCAUUUUCGAGGAGAAAUAAUCAACUCGGAUAAAAUGAAAGUUUACAAGGGACUUGAAAUUGUUACAAACAAGAUCACUCACACUGAAAACAAGGUGUACGAUACUAUUUGUGAAAUUGAACCAUAUUCAGACUUCACAACUGAAGAUUUUUGUUUGCAAGCUGGAAUCUAUAUAGAAAAAAUAUUUAAGACUCAACGUGUUCCAAUUAUUGUUGGAGGGACAAAUUCGUAUCUUGAAAAACUUGUGGAAGAUCCUGUGUUCAUGUUCAAAUAUAAGUAUAAUAGUUGCUUUAUUUGGAUUGAUGUUGAGCAAUCAGUCUUGAACCGUAGAAUUGACAUGAGGGUUGAUCAAAUGGUCAAAGUAGGGCUAGUGGAUGAAGUGCGAAAAAUUUUCAUUCCAGAUGCAGAUUACACCAAAGGAAUCCGACGGUUCAUUGGUGUCCCUGAAAUGGACAGAUAUUUAAGGGAAGAAACAAAUAUAGACAGAGAUUAUGAAUCAAAGCAGAUGAUUCUUCAAGCUUCAAUUUCAAGUAUCAAGCGUAAUACUCAUAAAAUGAAUACGUUCAUCAACAAUGAAGAGUUCAAGAAGAAAGUUAUCUUCAUAAUGGGGGCCACAGGAACUGGAAAAUCCCGUCUCUCUGUUGACCUUGCCACCCAUUUUCGAGGAGAAAUAAUCAACUCGGAUAAAAUGCAAGUUUACAAGGGACUUGAAAUUGUUACAAACAAGAUCACACACACUGAAACACAAGGUGUACGACACUAUUUGUUAGGUGAAAUUGAACCAGAUUCAGACUUCACAGCUGAAGAUUUUUGUUUGCAAGCUGUCAUCUAUAUAGAAAAAAUACUGAAGACUCAAUGUGUUCCAAUUAUUGUUGGAGGGUCAAAUUCAUAUAUUGAAAAACUUGUGGAAGAUCCUGUUUUCAUGUUCAAAUAUAAGUAUGAUAGUUGCUUUAUUUGGAUUGAUGUUGAGCAAUCAGUCUUGAACCGUAGAGUUGACAUGAGGGUUGAUCAAAUGGUCAAAGCAGGGCUAGUGGAUGAGGUGCGCCAAAUUUUCAUUCCAGAUGCAGAUUACACCAAAGGAAUCCGACGGUCCAUCGGUGUCCCUGAAAUGGACAGAUAUUUAAGGGAAGAAACAAAUAUAGACGGAGAUGAUGAAUCAAAGCAGAUGAUUCUUCAAGAUUCAAUUUCAAGUAUCAAGCGUAAUACUCGUAUGUUAAUUUGUAACCAACUUGCCAAGAUUCAACGAUUAAGAAGCGAGAAAAUGUGGUCAGUGCAUCAUAUUAUUGCUACGGACGUUUUCAAAGAAGAUAGAGAAGAAGAUCUUGACGAAGCAUGGACGAAUACUGUUUUGCAACCAUGCCUAGAUAUUGUGAAGAUAUUUCUCAAAAACGAUCAUCACAAUAUUAUUUUUGAGUGUACAUAAACUGUCAUUAUCUACAUCUUCUAUUUGAUAUCUUUUAUUUUGGACCUAUUUUGUAUAGUUUUUAUAGCAUUACAUAUAAAUAUAUGUAUGAUCUAGCCCUUAUUUCUAUAUGUGUUGCUCUUGUCGGUAAAAAAAUUCUUAUCUAUAGAUGAAAUAUUUAUUUUAA
Solanum lycopersicum (tomato) is the source of this 1639-nucleotide messenger RNA. Its product is annotated as adenylate isopentenyltransferase 5, chloroplastic-like. Lineage: Eukaryota; Viridiplantae; Streptophyta; Magnoliopsida; Solanales; Solanaceae. Gene Ontology annotation, biological process: tRNA modification; cytokinin biosynthetic process. Gene Ontology annotation, cellular component: mitochondrion. The record is from RefSeq and is a predicted model, not a curated record. Gene Ontology annotation, molecular function: tRNA dimethylallyltransferase activity.